GAGACACACACAGAGAGAAAGUCACAGACACUGACGCAAAGUGGUCACUGAUGUGAUAAGGACAGAAGCGCGGGACAGGAGGGAUACAGGCAACAUCAGGUGACCAGAGUGACUAAAGGCUUCAGAAAAGAGAGAAAGGGAGAGACAGAGAGUAAAAGCGGAGAGGGGAGAGAGGGGGGAGAGAGUGAAAGUGAGAGAGAGAGGGAGGAAGCCAGCAGCGACCUCCUACCCAACAACCUCGGAAGCAAACUCAUAAAAUGAAUUCAGACUCCAGCCCAAGCAGCAGAGCCUCUUCCCCGGACAUGGACGGCAUGUUUCUCCGUGACCACCACCCGCAUCACCAUCACCAUCAUCACCACGUCGGCUCCUCCGUGUCCUCCUCCACGCAGAGCGGCGAGCAACAGCGCCAGAAGAUGAGCGGCGGUGAGCACCUGCGCUCUGGAGAAGCAAAGUCAGUGUCUGUAGGAAGCAGCAGCAGUAGCAGCAGCAGCAGCAGUAGCAGCAACAAGUACAAACUGAAGAAGCAAAUCACUGAGGAGGAAAUGUACCAGCUCCGUCUCAAGAUUAACGGAAGGGAGAGGAAGCGCAUGCACGACCUCAACCUGGCCAUGGACGGCCUGCGCGAGGUGAUGCCCUACGCGCACGGGCCCUCAGUGCGGAAGUUGUCCAAGAUCGCCACGCUGCUUCUUGCCAGGAACUACAUCCUGAUGCUCACAAGCUCCUUGGACGAGAUGAAGCGGCUGGUGGGGGAGAUAUACGGAGGGCAGCACUCAGCCUUCCACUGCGGCACGGUGGCGCACGGCGCCGGCGGACACUCCGGAGGUCCCGCCGCCGCAGCCGCUGCAGCCGCCGCAGCCGCACACCAGGUACACCCUCUUCUCGGGAGCGCGCUGUCCUCCUCGACGUCCUCCACUCUGUCCAGCGCGCUGCCGGGGCUCACGUCUAUUAGAGCACCCCACUCCCUGAUGAAGGGUUCUCCGGCUGCGCCCUCGGCCCUGCAGCUGGGCUCCGGUUUCCAACACUGGGCCGGGCUGCCCUGUCCCUGCACCAUCUGCCAGGUGCCUCCUCCUCCUCCACACAUCCCCAUUACCUCCACCGGCCUCACGAGACUCUCAGGGGAGGGGAAAGAUGGGAUGAAAUGAUACCCGGUGUCUGACAAACAGCACAGACUGAGAGAUGUAAUGAUGUUUGUAAAUAGCGAAUUCAGGGCAUGUGGGUGAAUUUGGCCUCACUGGUGCAUGUCGUUGUUUAGUCUGUUUUCUUGUUUGGCGUGUAAGAGAAAAUUCAUUUUCCUCCUUGUAACAAGGACUUGGACUAUAUAUAAAGACUGCUGGUUUUUGCCUGUUGAAGGUAAAAAAAAAAAAAAGAAAAAAAAGAAAGAAAGAAAAUGUGUCAUGCAACGAGACACCACGAUCCUCCUACGUUUAACUGAAUUUUCGUCUCAAAUGACAUAGUGAAAGGUGAAGGAGGCUGCAUGAACAUAUUGCUUUAUUAUUAUUUUUUUUAAUAUAUCAAGCGUCAUUUUGUGAAAACGAAGAAUGCUCUCUGUGCCUUGUACCAAGGAUUUUAAACUUGACUUCUAUGUAAAAAAAAUAAAAAUAAAAUAAAUGACAUGUAUGUGUUUGGCUAAAACGAUUCCGCCACCACGGAAAUUUGUUUAAAAUUUUUUUUUAAAUGUGUGGCUCAUUGUGUGCCCUGAUUUCCAUUUUGGUUUUAAGAAUUUUUUUUCUAUUCUUUUUUGCAUGGUGAUAUAAUUAUCACAGCAUGAUUGUUUUUGCUGAAUUGAAUUUGUUAU
This is a messenger RNA of Archocentrus centrarchus (flier cichlid), 1795 nucleotides long. It is a transcript of the gene olig3, whose product is annotated as oligodendrocyte transcription factor 3. The coding region runs from base 258 to 1142 and encodes 294 amino acids. Gene Ontology annotation, cellular component: nucleus. Gene Ontology annotation, molecular function: E-box binding; DNA-binding transcription factor activity, RNA polymerase II-specific; protein dimerization activity. NCBI's taxonomy places the organism in Eukaryota, Metazoa, Chordata, Actinopteri, Cichliformes, Cichlidae. The record is from RefSeq and is a predicted model, not a curated record. Gene Ontology annotation, biological process: positive regulation of transcription by RNA polymerase II; axon development; sensory organ development. The transcript has a single exon.